Molecule: messenger RNA, 2025 nt
Organism: Rattus norvegicus (Norway rat)
Lineage: Eukaryota; Metazoa; Chordata; Mammalia; Rodentia; Muridae
Source: RefSeq, a predicted model, not a curated record
AUGGAACCAGGCUCUCAGGCAGGCGCCCUGCAGGAGAUCCUGGACUGUCUGUGUCGAGAGAACGACCCAGGAAAGAUCUACAAAACACUGAAGAAACUGUCUUCUGUGCCUAUCCUGUGCGACAGCCUGGCAGAGAUUGGCUUCAGAAAGACCAUAAAAACGUUGAAGAAUCAGCAGCUCCUGCUCCCCUUUGUUAAGGACCUAGUAGACAAGUGGUCACCGGGGUUCGUGCUGGGACCUCAACAAGAGCUAGACUCCCUGGACUUUGGAUUGCUGAGGAGCCACAGGACAGUGCAUCAGAGCACUGGUCUAGAAGAGACAAACCAGGAGCAAAUAUUCCAGACGCCCAGGAGUCCAAGCCUGGAUCCAGCAGAAAACAGGAGCUCUGAGCAGUAGCCAGCUGUCCGGGACCCAGGGCAGGUCCCACCACCAUGCAAGAGGAAGAGUGAACUCCCCUGGCUUGAGGAAGCUCGGAGGCCUCCCGCAAAGAUUCGUCGAGGUGAUUCUCAAGUAUCCAAGGUCCAGAGUCCCAUGGCUGACUGUGCUAGCCCAGACUCUCGGUGCAGUGGUAAAACCUGCCUUGCUGUGGAUGGUGUCCCGCAGCCUUCUUCCUCUCAGCUGGAUGGAGAAGCGUCACCUAGGGGCUGGUAUCUCAGAAAGAACAACAAAACGCCAGUCUAUUCAGGUUGUCUUCCAGCAGACUCUUGUCCUCAGGAAUCCCACCCAGGGCUCCUUGGGAAGCCCUCGGCUGGCAUCAGGAAUGCUAGUCUCGGACAAUCGGCCCAAGAAGAAACUGAGCCUGGGCAGUCCAAGGAGAAGACACAGUGCCAGACGCAGACUAGCAAGCAAAGACCGAGCUUGACUAAGCCCUCUGCACACCUGUGUCUUCAGGAGUCCCAAGAGGAGAGGCUGCAGGCCCUCAGAGCCCGCAUCCAAAGCUCAAAGGCCACGAGGCUGCAAGCGAGACAGACAACCAUGAUCUCCUUCCAUACCCAGCACAAGAGCCCAGGUCAACAAGGGGAGCUUGGACCCAGAAGGGGUGAUACAGUACCAACUUCCCACAGUCUUCCUGAGGCACCUGCCCAUCCAGGAUCCCAGAAGCUUUCCUGCCUGCCCUCUGGAGCAAAAGGCCCCAAAAAGGCGCCAGCUAAGAGACCUGCUCCACUCAUGGCCAAGGCACUCAGGGACUACAGCCGUGGUUCUACACAAACUGAAUGGCUGAUGCUCUCCACAGUCACAAUACCUGCCACUCCUGGGACUGGGAAGGACUGGGCAUACACUCUUUCUCCUGGAAGAACUGGCACAGAACACACUGUGGUUGUCAAGCUCCAGACACACUCCACAGCACCCUUUUCUGGAGUUUUCAGUGUGCCUCUGGACAAGAUUUUCCAACCUUAACCCUUGUCCCAUGGCAAGUUGUACAUCAUGCUCCAAAUGGACAUGGAACCAGGCUCUCAGGCAGGCGCCCUGCAGGAGAUCCUGGACUGUCUGUGUCGAGAGAACGACCCAGGAAAGAUCUACAAAACACUGAAGAAACUGUCUUCUGUGCCUAUCCUGUGCGACAGCCUGGCAGAGAUUGGCUUCAGAAAGACCAUAAAAACGUUGAAGAAUCAGCAGCUCCUGCUCCCCUUUGUUAAGGACCUAGUAGACAAGUGGUCACCGGGGUUCGUGCUGGGACCUCAACAAGAGCUAGACUCCCUGGACUUUGGAUUGCUGAGGAGCCACAGGACAGCGCAUCAGAGCACUGGUCUAGAAGAGACAAACCAGGAGCAAAUAUUCCAGGUAAACCGAGUUGCUGGGGGACCGGUAUUUUUUGGGCUCAGCAAAUGCAACCCAGGCUGGAUCCAUUGCCUGAGCCCUAGCUGCAAAUCCAACAGAGAUUUUCACUCACAGACGCCCAGGAGUCCAAGCCUGGAUCCAGCAGAAAACAGGAGCUCUGAGCAGCAGCCAGCUGUCCGGGACCCAGGGCAGGAAGGAAUCCAGGGUGCGAGCUUUGAGGAGCCUUUGAGCAUGAGGGGCCUUUGA